AUGGAUCCCACAGAACUUGAGCAAAAAAUGUUGGAAGCGGCCAUCAAGGCCUCGCUUGAGGACUUCCAGAGACAGAAGCAAGAGUCGUCCGCCCAGGUCUCUCCGUCAUCUCAGGACCAGAAACCUGUCGCUGAAAGCGCCUCAAAUUCCCCAUCCAAAGGUCCCUCUCAAAAACCAAGUCCUCCAAAGAUGCCAAAUCAGCCAAAGGCAUCACCCCGGCCGACCAAGCCAUCAAAGCCAACGGUCGUGGACCUCACGCAUGACUCCAGCUCAGACUCAGAUCUGAAAGAGAUUUUCCCAAAGUCUAAGUCAGUUAUCGGAUCUGAUACAGAUACUGAAACUGUUGAUCAUACAGUGGAUGAUGACAGCGAUGAAGAUCUUAGGCGAGCGAUUGCCAUGUCCCUUAAGGGCGCUCGGCAAGAUACGGACCUCCUAGGACCGGGAUCUCCUUCGAAGCCAGUGGAGAUCCCAGAAACCGCGAGCAACGCGACCCCCAAGCCUCAGGGAAUCUUUGGCAUUGACCGCAAGCAGAUGGAGCAAGAACGUCUUGCCCGCCUCGCCAAGCGCAAAGCCGGGAGCUCUCCUCCUGCCCAGCCAUCCCCCAAAGCUUCUAGACUCACCGAGCCCGAUGCCCGUCUGACGGGUCGAGUGUUAUCGCCACAACCCCCUUCAAAUACUCAUAUCCGCAGCAAUUUCACAGCCAAUAAUUCCACCAGUCGGGUGCAGCCAACAGCCCGACCAGUCAUGCAAUAUCCCCUCGGGGUUGUUAAGAAGACGCACGUAGCAGGUAAACCCCGCGCAGGCAACGACAUUACCAUCGAAGAGGUUUUCCAGCGAGAAGACCUAAAUGUUGCAGUUCUCAGCUCAUUCCUCUGGGAUAUCGAGUGGUUGUUCUCAAAGUUCAGCACCAAGAAGACCAGGUUCAUCCUCAUGAUGGGUGCGAAGGAGGAAGCCACGCGCAAGCAGUAUCGGGAGGAAACCGCUUCGAUGCCUACGCUUGAUCUAUGUUUUCCGCCUAUGGAACCACAAGUCAACAAUAUGCACUCGAAGUUGAUGCUCUUUUAUCAUCCCGGAUACCUUCGAGUUGCCGUUCCAACUGCAAAUCUCACCCAGACUGAUUGGGGUGAGAACGGCUUGAUGGAGAACACUGUCUUUCUAAUCGAUCUACCCAGAAUCGAGCUUGGUGUAAAGGUUGAAAAGUUCGACACACCUUUCAAAGAAGAGUUGGCCUACUUUUUGAAAGCGUCCAAAUUGCGCGACGACGCGAUCAAAGCACUUGAUGACUUUGAUUUCAGCCAAACAGCCCGAUAUGCGUUUGUACACACUAUUGGUGGAUCGCGAACCGGCGAGUCGUGGAAGCGGUCCGGAUAUUGUGGGCUCGGUCGCGCCGUGACACAGUUGGGUCUGCAGCCAUCUGGGCCCAUUAACAUUGCCUACGUGUCUUCCUCCGUUGGCUCUUUGAAUGAUGAAUUCCUUCGCUCGAUUUAUCUUGCUGCUAAAGGUGAUGAUGGCCUGACAGAUUACAAGCUCCGGUACACACGAGAAUCGACUAGCCAAACCAAUGAUCCGCAGCGCACGCAGAUGGUGCAGCUGGGCCAGGAAUGGCAUAAUCGCUUCAAUGUGUACUUCCCCUCCGCCCAGACCGUUCGUUUUGCGCACUUGGAUCCGGAACGAACUGCAGGUACUGUCUGUUUCUCGGCGCGGUGGUGGCUCGGCGAGAAGUUUCCUCGGCGAGUGUUGAAGGACUGCGAGAGUAAGCGGGGGGUUUUAAUGCACAACAAGCUCAUGUACGUGUGGCCCUCGGAGCCCAUUCAGAUGCCCGACGGCAACGAAUGUAAGGGCUGGGCAUAUGUUGGAAGUGCUAAUAUCUCGGAGAGUGCCUGGGGUCGCUUGAUAAAAGAUCGCUCCACCGGCCAGCCGAAGCUGAACUGCCGCAACUGGGAGUGUGGUGUCUUGGUGCCCGUUAUUACGCCUGGCGGCAGGGCAUACUCUCAAGCAAGCGAUGCCAACACAACCACGCUCGACACUGCUACAGCCACCCAAUCGAGGCCACAGCAAUUGAACGCCGAUAUCUUCCAGGAUACAGUGCCAGUUCCCAUGAAGCUCCCCGGAGCGGAUCUGACUGAGAGCCGCCCUCCUUGGUUCUUCCAAAGCUGA
This is a messenger RNA of Penicillium subrubescens, 2157 nucleotides long. RefSeq lists its product as uncharacterized. Gene Ontology annotation, biological process: double-strand break repair; single strand break repair. The transcript has 8 exons. Gene Ontology annotation, molecular function: 3'-tyrosyl-DNA phosphodiesterase activity; double-stranded DNA binding; single-stranded DNA binding. The record is from RefSeq and is a predicted model, not a curated record. NCBI's taxonomy places the organism in Eukaryota, Fungi, Ascomycota, Eurotiomycetes, Eurotiales, Aspergillaceae. Gene Ontology annotation, cellular component: nucleus. The coding region runs from base 1 to 2157 and encodes 718 amino acids.